UUUGAAAAUGAUGUCACAAUAAUUGUUUAGCCACCAGCAGUAUUCAGUUGUGUAUUGUAGUUGGUUUUGAGAGCUGCAAUAUCAACAUGCCUAUGAUGGAAAGAGCAGUUUGGGUGAUUCUGCUAAUGAGCUCAUUGAUUGCACUCAGUAAGUCGACUAAACUGAACGUUCCCAAGCUGCUGUUACCUCUCAGCGUUCAUGUGCCUGUGAACAUCACACUGACAGCACAGAGAGGAUGCUACAAAUGGGUGUCCUCUAAGCCUGAGACUGUCAGGGUGCAUCCUCUCUCUGCACUCAGCCCUCCGGCUCCGCUGCCCCUCUCUUCCUGCAGUCAGCAGUGCUUGGUGUCAGCUCUGUCCUCGCCCCAGGCUGUCCCUAUCCGUACUGUGGUCCAAGCACAAGACCCUGGUGAGCGAGAGAAGGAGACACUUGGGUUUUCUCUGCGUGCUCCGGUUUCCCCCAAACAGUGCAAAGACAUGCAUGUUAGGUGGAUUGGACAUGCCAAACUGGCCAUUUGA
Molecule: messenger RNA, 518 nt
Organism: Rhinichthys klamathensis goyatoka
Lineage: Eukaryota; Metazoa; Chordata; Actinopteri; Cypriniformes; Leuciscidae
Product: nuclear pore membrane glycoprotein 210-like
Exons: 3
Coding region: 87-518 (143 amino acids)
Source: RefSeq, a predicted model, not a curated record